Molecule: messenger RNA, 417 nt
Organism: Sclerotinia sclerotiorum 1980 UF-70
Lineage: Eukaryota; Fungi; Ascomycota; Leotiomycetes; Helotiales; Sclerotiniaceae
Exons: 3
Coding region: 1-417 (138 amino acids)
Source: RefSeq, a predicted model, not a curated record
AUGCAUCUCCGAAAAUUCCUCGCUGUUCUCUUCUCCCUUGCCGUCGUUGGACUUUCAACUCCAGUAGUAUCAAAAGAACAACCCCCCAACACUACCCACAACAACAUCAAACCCAUCCCCACAAUUCCAACCCAAGCCCAAACCCCACCCAAAGCCCAAGAACCUUCCCAACUCACCAAUAAAAACACCAUCCAAAGUAUCCAAACCAGCAAUACAAUAAUCGAAGGAUCACUCAAUCGCAAAACUAUUGAUGAGUCUCUACUGGGGAUUAUUCUCGAGCUCCCUACAACACAAACACGUGUGAUGGAGUGGAAGAAACGGGGUGAUGAGACGGUGGUUUGGGUUCAGCCGCCCCCGACUUCGAAGAUGCAUCCUCCUGUCAUUGCUAGCAAUGAUACCAGACGUAUGCACGUGUAA